AUCGGAGUGGAUCGGAAAGAAAAGAUAUUCUUUCAAUUUUUCUCUUUCUUUUCUCUUUCUUUUAUCCAAAGUUUAGAUUCUAAGUACAAAGUAUCCGAUAAAUGAGUUACUCUCAACCGAUGUUUUCAUUUUCAUUUUCACUUGAGAUCUUCAACCGAUUAGUUAAACAUGAAUUCUAAUUUUUGUUAACAAUUAAUCUAAUCAAUUUAAUUUAAUGUUCCACUUGUUCCCAGUGAGAAUCAUGUAAUUUACUUAAAAGGGUUAUAAAUAUAUACAAAUAUUUAUUUUUUUUCUUCUCUAAUUAAAGGACACAUUUAAUAGAGAAAAAAAUCUUUUCUUUUUUUUCUGUGAUUUUGUUUCUUUAUUUUCUAUUCUAUUCUAUUCUUUUUUUUCUCUCUCUCUCACUUAUUUUGUGCUUCUACGGUGAUUUUAUCUUAUCUCACCUUUGCUUCCAUUUAAAACACAAAAUAUACAUCACAAUUAGAGUCAACAAUUAAUUCUCUCACAAUGGAUAUUGAUCAUCAUCAACAAUCUUCAUCUUUCUCGCCCAUUGUAUAUAUUGCAACUUCUUUUGGUGCCAAUGUAGUUGCUGUUAAGAUCCUCUUUUCACUUUUAUCUGGUUAUCCACUGGCCAUUAUUUAUAAUUGUUUAAUCGUCAAUCGAAGUGAAGUGAUAAAAAAAUUGUUCUUCUCAGGAACUGGUCUGGCCUUGGGACUUUUCAAUUAUGGGUUAUUUAUUAGCUGGUUAUUUUAUUACACAAAUCAAAUCAAAUGAAUAUAGCUUCGAAUGGACUAUUCCACAGUGUGUUUUAACCCUCCUGCAAUUCAAUAUGAUUCUUUGAUUAGAAUUGAAAAUGAUUAAUAAGUAAUAUUAAACAUCUUGGUAAAGAGAUCCACUGUUUCAUAUGGUUAAAGUUUAUCAACAGAAACUGCGGAAAGUCAAACUGUUCCAUUGACAGUCUUGGGUUCAUCAAGGUUACUUUAAUCAUUUUGAUUAAGUUCGUUCUUUGUUGAACUUUUCUUCUUUGGAUCUUUUCAUUUGGAAUCAACCAUUUUCAUGAUGGUUCCUGACACAGCCUCAUUGCGUUCGUACGUGCCCUCUUCUAGACCCGACAAACCAAUUUCGUGCCUUGUAUGUUCAGACAAAUCUUUUGGAAAUAAUUUUGGUGCCAUAACCUGUGAAUCUUGUAAGGCCUUUUUCAGGAGAACGGCAAAUGAACGUGAUAAGCUGGCUUGUCCAUUCAACGAUAACUGUGAAAUUACAAUCGCAACUCGCAAACAUUGUCGCAAAUGUAGACUAGAGAAAUGUUUUGCUGUUGGAAUGAUAAAAGAAUGGAUUCAAUCUGAAGAGCAGUUGAAAAUUCGACGAGCGAUUUUAAAAGAACGUAAACUUCGGCGAGAAAUGGGUACAAGUGGACAAUCGACUAAAAGGUUCAAAACAAACCCACCGAUUGGAACAGGAGGUGGAAGUGGUGCUAUAAACAGUGUCGGAGGAAGUUCAAUUAGUGGAAAUAGUAAUAGUAGUUCCAACGCUGGAACUAAUCAUGAAAGGCGAAGCUCAAAUUGGCCAAGCACUAAUGUUAAUGGACAGAGUUUAGAUGGAUCAAGGGUCAAUAGGCAAUGGCAAUCAACUACUUCAACUCCAAUAAACAUAAAUACAAAUGAUAAACCGAUUGAUAAUAAUAAUAGGCAAUCAGUAGCUCAAUUUUUUCACAAGAUUUCUGAUCAGAACUUUUUUGCUCAUCUUGUGAAGGCAAAUGAAACUCCUACAAGAAGUUCGAUCUCACGUAAUUCAGCUCAAUCAAGUCCAUUACAAAGAUCAUCUGUUAUCACUUUUACAGGUAAAUCAUCAGCUUCUUCAUCUCCUUCUCUCUCAAUUACUUCAUCUCCAGAGCGAUCAAGUCAAGAUGUUUGUGCUUUAGACAGCAAAGGUGCUAAUGAUGUAUCAAUGAAAGUAAAUUCGUUGACUAUCAACAGUUAUGAUCCAGAUUGUUUGCCAGUUUACCAGAAUUUAGUCAAGAAGCAACAACCAAAACCAUUGUGUUCACAUGUAACAUUAUCUUCAUCUUCAUCAGCCUCAUCAUCAACAACUACCAAACCAAUAUCACCAUUCUCAGUCAACACACCAGAAAUAGAACCAAUUAAAAAAUCAACAGAAUCACCACUUUUAUCAUCAUCAUCGUCGUCAAUUCAAAAUCAAAUGAAAACACCUGAACCAAGUCUAUGUAAACAAAUGAAAUACUGGGUAACUGAAGAGAUUGAUAAAAAAAUUGAUAACUUUGUAAAACCAACUAGACUAACCUUACCAUCUACAUCCACCUCAUCAUCAUUAUCAUCUUCACAAUCGGAAUCAUCUAAAGCAGUUAGUUUGAAUGUUUUCCAUCAUAUAAUUGACUCUUAUUUCACUCGAAUCAACAUGAGAAACGAAAAGCACAUGGCAACAUUAGCGCUGAACUCAAUGGAAGAGACUCGACUAAUAGAACUUACCUUGGCCUAUGGAGUUUUUAACGAACCUUUGGCUUGCCCAAUUACUACUGCAGAAAGUUUGAUUGAUGAUUGUUACAAUGUUUCGGUCGGUUAUUUACUCUCCAUGACCAAGAAGUUAACCGCAUACGCUGAGCUUCCCGUCGAAGAUCAAAUGAAAUUAAUUCGAGGUACUUAUGCCGAUAUAGUGGCGAUGAGAGGCAUCUUCUUAUUUGAUGUAGAAAAUUUACUUUGGCCGAUAAAAGGAACCAAAAUGACAAUUAAAUACGAAGACAUAGAGCGAUUUGACAAAUCGUUUUACGAGGAUUAUCUUGAGUUUGCGACAACUCUUGAUCCAAUUUGGAGAAACAAUUUAAUCAUCAACCAACUCAUUAUUGUUAUAAUGCUGUUCAAUAGUAACCUACCAAAUCUCAAGUCACCGGAGGCAAUAAGAUUGGAGUACUGUGCUUACAUAUAUUUACUUCAACGUUAUUUGGAAUCAAGUCUUAAUUUUAGUGAUCAACCAAAGGAAACUCUUUGCCAUAUUCUUGGUAAAAUUAACCGAAUGCAGUCAAUCAAUGGCAAUUUAGUUCGACUAUCAAUCAAGGAUCAACCUCUAGCUGAUAUUAAAAUUGUCAGUUCAUCUUCACUUCUUACUCCAGAUUGAAAAAUUAAAAUGCUGAUCAGAUCAGAUUAGCGCCAUUUUCUAUUGAUUUAAUUGUUAAUCGGAUAAAUUAUAGAUAGAUCAUUUGUUUCAUUCCAAAUAAUCUAUUCAAUAUUUUAUAUAAUUACGUUGAAAUAAAUAAUGCUUAAAUCGAUAACAAAUUAGACUGUUUAUGAAAUG
Panonychus citri (citrus red mite) is the source of this 3306-nucleotide messenger RNA. RefSeq names its product nuclear hormone receptor HR96-like. Lineage: Eukaryota; Metazoa; Arthropoda; Arachnida; Trombidiformes; Tetranychidae. Gene Ontology annotation, biological process: cell differentiation; negative regulation of transcription by RNA polymerase II; positive regulation of transcription by RNA polymerase II. The transcript has 7 exons. Bases 1057 to 3129 code for a protein of 690 amino acids. The record is from RefSeq and is a predicted model, not a curated record. Gene Ontology annotation, molecular function: nuclear receptor activity; RNA polymerase II cis-regulatory region sequence-specific DNA binding; zinc ion binding.